This is a messenger RNA of Eucalyptus grandis, 771 nucleotides long. RefSeq names its product solanesyl diphosphate synthase 3, chloroplastic/mitochondrial. The record is from RefSeq and is a predicted model, not a curated record. Bases 304 to 771 code for a protein of 155 amino acids. Gene Ontology annotation, molecular function: prenyltransferase activity. The transcript is spliced from 5 exons. NCBI's taxonomy places the organism in Eukaryota, Viridiplantae, Streptophyta, Magnoliopsida, Myrtales, Myrtaceae. Gene Ontology annotation, cellular component: transferase complex. Gene Ontology annotation, biological process: ubiquinone biosynthetic process; isoprenoid biosynthetic process.
AAGCUGUGCUUACGGAUGGCUGUGCUUCGGCCGUCGUGUCGUCACCGCGCUGCGAACGAGAGAGCAAGUUAGUCGGUCGGCGGCUUUGACCAUUCUCUCUCUCUCUCUCUGCGCUGUUCUUCCUCUGCUCUUCUCGCGAAGCCUAGAGCGUCGAGCGAUGUCGUUCCCUCGUGGGUUGUGCACGGUUUCGAGGCUCGCGAGGCGAGGCUUCAAUGGGUACCGCCGGCUUCCUUCUUCGGAUCAUCGGCUCCCCCCCUGAUUCAGACCCACCUCGCCGGCUCUCCUGUGACGGUUUGACUUUUAAUGGCUAGUGCUUUGCAUAUGCCUCUGCCAGAACCAACUGAUGGUAGUGUAGGAGAUGCAGUGUCUUUGGAACUAUGUACAAGACAGCAGUGCAUAGCUGAGAUCACAGAGAUGAUUCAUGUUGCAAGCCUUCUUCAUGAUGAUGUCUUGGAUGAUGCAGACACAAGACGUGGUAUUGGUUCAUUAAAUUUUAUCAUGGGAAACAAGUUGGCAGUUUUAGCUGGGGAUUUUCUCCUUUCUCGAGCUUGUGUGGCACUUGCAUCCUUGAAAAACACAGAGGUUGUAUCAUUGUUAGCAACAAUAGUAGAGCAUCUCUUGUGCCCAUUGAAGAAUCCAGGCGAUGUCGCCAAGAACCUGCAAAGGAAAAGUGCAAUCGUGAUUGACGUGGGGGCUCGCUGGCCGCAGGACGUGAGCUUUUGUAAAUUCCCCAUAAAAGUAAUAGUACAUGGAGAGAAAACAUGCACCUAA